Linum trigynum is the source of this 300-nucleotide messenger RNA. Lineage: Eukaryota; Viridiplantae; Streptophyta; Magnoliopsida; Malpighiales; Linaceae. The record is from the annotation of a GenBank genome assembly.
AUGGGAAGGAACCGAGUCCAGAAGGUGAUACCGCCGCCGGCGCGGGGAAGGGUAAUUCAACCGACAGCUAGGAAGAAGGAAAAACUGUCCUUAUCUGCGCUUCUCAGCAUGGAUCAGAAACCCGACAAACCCAAUAUUAGCAAGCUCGCAAAACUAAGCCUCAAUUUCCCACCUUUACUGUUCUUAGUCGAGCUGCAAUGGCGCCUCCAAGAGGAAGAUCUGGUGGGUUUAGAGGAGGAAGGGGCGGUGAUAGUGGAGGCCGAGGAAGGGGCGGAGGUUGCCGUGGCGGAGGCGGAAUGA